This is a messenger RNA of Corticium candelabrum, 1017 nucleotides long. RefSeq names its product GPN-loop GTPase 2-like. Bases 35 to 955 code for a protein of 306 amino acids. The transcript has 5 exons. Gene Ontology annotation, cellular component: cytoplasm. Gene Ontology annotation, molecular function: GTPase activity. The record is from RefSeq and is a predicted model, not a curated record. NCBI's taxonomy places the organism in Eukaryota, Metazoa, Porifera, Homoscleromorpha, Homosclerophorida, Plakinidae.
AUCUGAUGCUGUCAAGUCUACCGUGCACACAAAGAUGCCAUUCGGACAGCUUGUUAUCGGUCCACCCGGCUCAGGCAAGACGACUUACUGCCUAGGCAUGCAACAGUUUCUCCGACAACUCGGCAGAAAUGUAUCUGUAGUCAACUUGGAUCCAGCCAACGAUUCUCUGCCCUACCAAUCAGAUAUCGACAUGUCAGAAUUGAUAAGAGUGGAAGAUGUCAUGUCCAUGUUGAAGCUGGGACCCAAUGGAGCGUUGAUUUAUUGUAUGGAGUUCUUGGCUGAGAACGUUGAGUGGUUGAGGAGAAGACUACAGGAGCUCAAGAGUGACUAUGUCUUGUUUGACUGUCCCGGGCAGGUGGAACUCUACACACACAAUACUGCAGUUCGAAAUAUUGUCAGUGCACUGCAAAAAUGGGAAUAUAGACUUGUUUCUGUCCAUUUGGUCGAUUCACAUCACUGCAGUGAUCCAGGCAAAUUCAUUGCCGUCCUACUAACAUCACUCUCAACUAUGCUACAAAUACAACUCCCCCAUAUCAAUGUCCUAUCCAAGAUUGACUUAAUUCAACAAUAUGGAAAACUUGCAUUUGGGUUGGAUUUCUACACAGAGACAUUGGAUCUCUCGUACUUAUUGGACACUCUUAACGACGAUCCAUUCUACAGACACUACAAGAAACUGAAUGAAGCAAUCAGUGGAGUGGUAGAGGAUUUCAGUCUCGUAUCAUUCGCAACAUUAAACGUUGAGGACAAGGAGAGCAUGGCAAGCAUUCUCAAACUGGUCGACAAAGCCAGCGGUUACGUCUUCAGAGGUUCUGAGACGGGGUACAGUGACAUGGCAUCACUCAUGUCGUCCGCCACUGGAGCAGACUUCGACUUUUCUCGAGAUGCAGCCAUUCGAGAAAAGUCUACGGAACAAGAGGCUACGAGCGAUGACAACGAGCAAGAGAUGAUGUCAUAGUACACUACUGUCAUGCUUGUCAGUAAAGGUGAAGAACUGACGUUUGCUUGUAGAUCUCUACG